Messenger RNA from Sorex fumeus (smoky shrew), 1698 nucleotides. RefSeq names its product hedgehog acyltransferase (gene HHAT). Gene Ontology annotation, cellular component: endoplasmic reticulum. The record is from RefSeq and is a predicted model, not a curated record. The transcript has 11 exons. Gene Ontology annotation, biological process: protein palmitoylation. Lineage: Eukaryota; Metazoa; Chordata; Mammalia; Eulipotyphla; Soricidae. The coding region runs from base 6 to 1484 and encodes 492 amino acids. Gene Ontology annotation, molecular function: palmitoyltransferase activity.
CAGCCAUGGUGCCCCGCUGGGAGCUGGGCCUGUACCUGCUGGCCUCGCUUGGCUUCCACCUCUACUCCUUCCGGGAGGUGUACAAAGUCUCCAGAGAAUACGCCGCCGAGCUGGACCUGGAGUUUGAGCUGGAGCCGGGCACCUUGUUUGGAGGAUUCAAGAGGGACCCCACUGACUUUGAGUGGAGCUUCUGGAUGGAGUGGGGGCGGCGGCGGCUUGCCUGGCUGCUGCUGGGCCACAUGGCCACGUCCCAGCUCGCCAGCUGGCUUAUCCCAAAGCUCCGGCCCUGGGUACUUGCCACCUACGGAGCCUGGGCCUGCUGGUGCGUGCUGGGUGCCGCGGGGCUGGCCAUGGUGGUCCUGUAUGCCAGUGUGGCCUUCUGCGUGGCCCAGCUGCACUCACCUCUCCUGUCCUGGCUCAGUGCUCUGCUGCUGCUGUCCUCACUACGGCUGGAGCAUGUGGAUCAGGUCAAGGCAAGCUGGUAUGGCUCUGAGGACGAGUUCUACCUGCUGCAGUUCACGCUGGCCGUGCGCUGCCUGCACUGCACCGGCUGCAGCCUGGAGCUCUGCUGGCGGCCGCCCACUGGACCCCGCGCUCACUGCUUCCCCUGGGUGCUGGCCUACGUCUUCUACUACCCGGCUUUCCACAAUGGCCCCUUCCUCAGCUUUCCGCGCUUCCUCCGCCAGAUGCAGCAGCAGGAGCCAGGACCCCCGAGGGUGGGCCUGCUGGCCCUAGCGGCGGGGCUGGGCCGCCUGCUGUGCUGGUGGGGGCUCGCGGAGCUCAUGGUACACCUCAUGUACACACACGCCAUCUGCAGCAGCACACCCCUGCUGAGUGCUGUGUCCGCUUGGACCUUAGGAGGACUAGCGUUGGCCCAGGUGCUCUUCUUCUAUGUGAAGUACCUGGUGCUCUUUGGGGUCCCUGCUCUGCUCAUGCGCCUUGAUGGGCUCACGGCACCGCCCCUGCCACGCUGUGUCAGCACCACGUUCAGCUUCACGGGCAUGUGGAGGACUUUCGAUGUCGGACUGCACGAGUUCCUCAUCAGGUACGUGUACAUCCCCGCCGGCGGGUCUCGGCACGGCCUGCUGGGAACACUGCUGUCCACAGCACUGACCUUUGCCUUCGUGAGUUUCUGGCAUGGCGGACACGAUGAUCUAUGGUGCUGGGCAGCGCUCAACUGGCUGGGCGUCACCGUGGAGGGCGCAGUGCGGAGACUGGCAGAGACCCCGCGUGUGCGGGACAGCCUGGCCCGGCUGCUGUCAGCCCCCGCUCGCCGCCGACUGCAUGCCGCACUGGCCUCCUGUGCCACGGCCGCUCUCAUCCUGUCCAACCUGGUCUUCCUGGGUGGCAGCCAGGUGGGCCAGAUCUACUGGGACCGGAUCUUCGUCCAAGGCUGGCCCUGGGUGACUCUGUCGGUGCUGGGAUUUCUGUACUGUUACGCUCACGUGGGCAUCGCCUGGGCCCACACAUGCUCGCUGGACUGACCCCAGUCCUGCACCCCGAGACAGCUCCAGCACAUGCUCCCUGUUUAUCUGAUGGGGCCUUGGGCGAGGGAGCAGGGUCCAGGCAUGAGGACAUGAUGCCUCACCUUUGGAGGUCCCAGAACCUCGUUCUGUCGGGAGCUCACGCCCUGGUCCUCUGUCUUUAUGGGGCAGGCAGUUCUUGGUGGCAGCCCAGAAGUGGCCUGGGAGAGCCCCA